Oncorhynchus kisutch (coho salmon) is the source of this 1707-nucleotide messenger RNA. Its product is annotated as nicotinate-nucleotide pyrophosphorylase [carboxylating]-like. Gene Ontology annotation, molecular function: nicotinate-nucleotide diphosphorylase (carboxylating) activity. The coding region runs from base 620 to 1531 and encodes 303 amino acids. NCBI's taxonomy places the organism in Eukaryota, Metazoa, Chordata, Actinopteri, Salmoniformes, Salmonidae. The transcript is spliced from 6 exons. Gene Ontology annotation, biological process: quinolinate catabolic process; NAD+ biosynthetic process. The record is from RefSeq and is a predicted model, not a curated record. Gene Ontology annotation, cellular component: cytoplasm.
CGGUGUGCCCGUUUUGGCUCGUGACUGUAAAGGAGAAUGAAGAGCAUCCAAUUACAUUUUAGGCGACAAUGUCAACAGGGUCCGGAGGAGGCCAGUGAUCUUGUCGAUAUUGAUUUUGCCGAGCCACCAGCAACACAAGAUGAAGAUUCGGCUAGCAGUAGCCUUAACACUGCCACCGGCUUUGCCCCCGUUUCGCCAACCACUGCCGGUGGGAAACAAUACAAAUACAAAGCUUUCCCGUGGUUUCAUUUUGAAGGAAAUUUUAUGUUUUGCAAGUAUCGCAAGUCCGAACCACAACUUGGGGAAUCCUCACCUGAAAGACACUGUUAAAAAAACACAACGUGUCGAAAAAGCACAUUGAGUGCAGAGAACCACAUCAUCAAGAGUACCAACGAAUACACGGUGACAGUUCAGUCGGCUCUGAGGAAGCAGCACACUCCGACAACCCUGAUGUCCUAGCCGUGCCUGAAUCCUGGCUUAGGAAGGCCACCAAAAAUUCUGAAAUUUCCAUCCCCAACUACAACAGUUUCCGUCAAGAUAGAACUACCAAAGGGGGCGGAGUUCUGUCAUACUACUAUCCAGAACAACUUUCUGGCAUCACGUUUUACCUCCCCUCAAGAUGACGACUCCUCAGUAUGACCUGUCAAACACGCUCCCUCCCCACACACUGACCCGGCUGGCACGGGAGUGGCUGGCAGAGGACACACCAAACUUUGACCCUGCAGGGCUGUGUGUGGGGUCACAUGAGGUCGAGGCCAGGUUGUUGUGUAAAACGCCGUGCAGCAUGCUGGCAGGCAGGCCUUUCUUCACUGCUGUCUUCACUGAGCUCAGCUGCGCUGUGGAAUGGGCACACAAAGAGGGAGCACAGCUCGGUCCAAAUGCGGUGACCCAGACUGCUGUGGUCAGAGGCCCAGCAAGGUGUAUCCUCCUCGGGGAGAGACCGGCCCUCAACUGCUUGGCCCGGGCCUCGGGGAUAGCCACCCGCUGCUCCCAGCUACAGAGCAUCGCCAGGGAGGCAGACUGGCAUGGCCAUGUGGCUGGCACGCGUAAAACCACCCCUGGGUUCCGGCUGGUGGAGAAGUAUGCAAUGCUGGUGGGCGGCGUGUCCAUACACAGACAGGACCUGAGUGGGAUGGUGAUGCUGAAAGACAAUCAUAUAUGGGCAUCAGGGAGUAUCACACAGGCGGUGAGGGAUGCCCGCUCGGUGUGUGGCUUCAGCAGUAAGAUCGAGGUGGAGUGCGGCAGCCGGGAGGAGGGCAGUGAGGCGGCCACGGCAGGCGCCGACAUCGUCAUGCUGGACAACUUUAAGCCACAGGAACUCCAUGCGGCAGCCAAGCUUCUGAAGGAGGAGUUCCCUUCUGUGCUAAUCGAGGCCAGUGGAGGGGUGACCCCAGACUCCCUGCCCCAGUAUCUCUCCCCCCAUGUGGACAUCAUCUCUCUGGGCUGCAUCACCCAGGGCUGCCCAGUGGUAGACUUCUCCCUCAAGGUUCAAAAGCCUGUUCCCUUUCCAAUUAUUUUCCAAUCAAAGUAACUGUGGCAAUUCAGGAUUUUUGUUAAUAAAGUGAAAAUAAAAAGCAACGGUCAAUUUCCUCACUUUUCAUCCAGGAGAUGACCAAGAGAAAAAAAAUCCAUUAUGACAUUGAGGUGACUGUAUGUCUAUGCUGUGUACAACUAAUUUAGAAAUUCUUAUUAAAACUGUGAAGAUAG